Molecule: messenger RNA, 2600 nt
Organism: Drosophila arizonae
Lineage: Eukaryota; Metazoa; Arthropoda; Insecta; Diptera; Drosophilidae
Gene: GLS
Product: glutaminase
Biological process (GO): L-glutamine catabolic process
Molecular function (GO): glutaminase activity; protein binding
Source: RefSeq, a predicted model, not a curated record
AUUGAGCCAGAUAAAGAUACACGCACCUCAAACAACAGUUUACAGUUAAGCGUUUUGUCCCCCCCAACAAGAAAAGUCGUCAGCAGCUGUUUGUCUUAUUGUGAUAAUGUUUAAAGGUGUGCCAACGCUUGCGAAUUUGAAUUUGCGUUUGCUCAGCAGCCACACGGCCAAGGGUCGCGCGUGUUCUGGCCGAGUGGUGCAGUGCCGCAGCAAGGCAACGGCCACAUCCCUCGACCUCAACGAGGCCAAUGGCAAUGGCCAGAUCGAUGUCGAUGUCUACAGCGAGCAGGACCUACUGAAACGCGACAAAUUCCGGCAUCGCGGACUCGAUGUGCAGCAGAAAAUCGCAUCUGAGAGAAAACUACGUACGCCGCCGUUGCUGAAUUUGGUUUUUGCCAAUCGUAAAUUAUCCUUCUACGACACCAGCACCGGACAGAAGCCCUGCGAGGAGAAUGCCAAACUAAAUCAGCGACGCAACUAUUCGAUAAGGCCCCAUCGCGAGCAGGAGCAGCGCAACGCGGAGGAUGUGCUCUUCGAUAUGUUUGCCAGCGAGGAGACGGGCCUCAUAUCCAUGGGCAAGUUCCUGGCCGGACUGAAGACCACGGGCAUACGGCGCAAUGAUCCGCGCGUGCGCGAGCUCAUGGACAACCUGAAGAAGGUGCACAAGCUGAACAACUACGAGACGGGCUCGUCGGCCGAGACUCAGCAUCUAAACCGCGAGACCUUCAAGGCCGUGGUCUCGCCGAACAUUGUGCUGAUUGCCAAGGCAUUCCGUCAGCAGUUUGUCAUCCCGGACUUCGCGAGCUUCGUCAAGGACAUUGAGGAAAUUUACCAUCGCUGCAAGUCCAACACUCUCGGCAAGCUGGCCGAUUACAUUCCCCAGCUGGCGCGCUACAGCCCCAACUUCUGGGGCGUCAGCAUUUGCACAGUGGACGGACAACGCUUCUCCAUUGGCGAUGUCGAGGAGCCCUUCACGCUGCAGAGUUGCAGCAAGCCACUGACCUAUGCCAUCGCCCUAGAGAAGCUGGGACCCAAGCUGGUGCACUCGUUCGUGGGCCAGGAGCCAAGUGGCCGCAUCUUCAAUGAGCUCGUUCUCGAUCAGAAUAAGAAACCGCACAAUCCGAUGAUCAAUGCAGGCGCCAUACUCACCUGCUCGCUGAUGAGCGCCUUGGUCAAGCCCGACAUGACCUCCGCGGAGAUCUUUGACUACACGAUGUCCUGGUUCAAGCGCCUGUCUGGCGGCGAGUACAUUGGCUUCAAUAAUGCCGUAUUUCUCUCAGAGCGCGAGGCAGCCGAUCGCAACUACGCCCUGGGCUUUUAUAUGCGCGAGAACAAAUGCUUCCCGAAGCGCACAAACCUGAAGGAGGUGAUGGACUACUACUUCCAGUGCUGCUCCAUGGAGACGAACUGCGAGGCGAUGUCUGUGAUAGCCGCCAGCCUGGCCAACGGCGGCAUUUGUCCCACCACCGAGGAGAAGAUCUUUCGCCCGGAAGUCAUCCGGGAUGUGCUCUCCAUAAUGCACUCGUGCGGCACCUACGACUACUCGGGACAGUUCGCCUUCAAGGUCGGCCUGCCAGCCAAGUCGGGCGUCAGCGGCGGCAUGAUGCUGGUCAUUCCCAAUGUGAUGGGCAUCUUUGCCUGGUCGCCGCCUCUGGACCAGCUGGGCAAUACGGUGCGCGGCCUGCAGUUCUGCGAGGAGCUGGUCAACACCUUCAACUUCCAUCGCUACGACAACCUGAAGCAUCUGUCCAACAAGAAGGAUCCGCGCAAGCAUCGCUACGAGACCAAGGGCCUGUCCAUUGUCAAUCUGCUCUUCUCCGCUGCCAGCGGGGAUGUCACGGCUCUGCGUCGCCACCGUUUGUCCGGCAUGGACAUCACCCUGGCCGACUACGAUGGCCGCACCGCCCUGCACUUGGCCGCCUCCGAAGGGCACUUGGAGUGCGUGAAGUUCCUGCUGGAGCAGUGCCAUGUGCCACACAAUCCCAAGGAUCGCUGGGGCAAUCUGCCCGUGGACGAGGCCGAAAACUUCAACCACUCCGAUGUGGUGGAGUACCUGAAGAAAUGGGCUGAGAACGCCAAGGAUGCGCCGCAGCAGUGCAUGUCGGACGCCGUCACCACCAAGACCGAAGCUGAUGAGGAGCUACCCUGUAAUCCGGACGAUGUAGUUGCCAGCGGCAUAUCCAGUCCCAUUCCAACAGUAUCGGAGCCACGUAGCCCCAGCCCCGUUUCCUCGGAGGACGGCAGCACGGUGAGCGGCACCAGCGUGGACAAGACCAAGCCCGGCCUCUAGAGACCUAUGGAUAGACAUAUAUAAAUAUAUACAUACCUAUAGAAUCUCGCUUAAAUUAUUUUCUUAAUCAUCUACUUAGUUAAUAUACAAUUUUAGUUAGCUAUCCGAGUUGUUCAGACUUGUGAGCCCAACAUACAUACCAUAUAUAAUAUACACAUAUAUACAUAUAUACUUAUUAAUGCUACUCUGAUCAAGGCGAAUAUAGACGGCAUUUGUACUUUGUAGGGUUUUAGAAAAGCAUUCGAAGAUCCGUGCUGGAAUCCAGACAAACCAUUGAAAGCAAUGACAAUAAAAUGUAUUUGAAAAUCUA